Molecule: messenger RNA, 563 nt
Organism: Larimichthys crocea (large yellow croaker)
Lineage: Eukaryota; Metazoa; Chordata; Actinopteri; Sciaenidae
Gene: sec61b
Product: SEC61 translocon subunit beta
Exons: 4
Coding region: 136-429 (97 amino acids)
Biological process (GO): intracellular protein transport
Cellular component (GO): Sec61 translocon complex
Source: RefSeq, a predicted model, not a curated record
UGUCCUUUUUAGACUCACGUCAGCUCUGAGACAGCUCCUCACACACACCGACUGUCUGCUGCUCGUCUGACCUGCACAUCAGCUCGAAGAGAGGCUCAGGGGGUUUUCAGCUCGCAUCGCAACUAAUAAAACAAAAUGCCUGGACCAGCAGCAAGCGCAACCAAUGUUGGGGCGUCUAGCCGUUCCCCAAGUAAGACAGUGGCUCCCCGCGCAGCAGGAUCCACAGUCAGACAGAGAAAAGCUACUAGCAGCGGUACACGCGGCGGCGGCAGGACCACAGGAUCUGCAGGCACCGGUGGCAUGUGGCGCUUCUACACAGAAGACUCGCCAGGCCUCAAAGUUGGCCCGGUGCCAGUGCUGGUGAUGAGCCUGCUCUUCAUCGCUUCAGUCUUCAUGCUGCACAUCUGGGGAAAGUACACCCGCUCUUAAACCCCACCUGAUGACCUCUGAUCCUGCGCCUCGGCUUCUUAACACAUCGGACCUGGACCAAACAACAAAUGAACAACAACCCUAUUCCCUCUAGCCCCCUUCUCUGCUGUCACUACAACAAACAGACACACAAA